ACCAAACUCUGCUUCAAGGACCAGAGGGCGUUUAUCAUCUCUCCUCCAUCAGCUCUGGGGACAGCGGGGUCUACUCCUGCAAGUCUGAGAAUCAGUACGGACGGAUCAACUCCACGUCUCUACACUUAGACGUCCAGUAUGCUCCAAAGCCUCCCUCUGUGUCAGUGAGUUCCUCUGGUGAGAUCAUGGAGGGCAGCUCAGUGACUCUGACCUGCAGCAGUGAUGCUAACCCAGCAGCUAACUACACCUGGUACAAGGAGAACCGAACUCUGCUUCAAGGACCAGAGGGCGUUUAUCGUCUCUCCUCCAUCAGCUCUGGGGACAGCGGGGUCUACUCCUGCAAGUCUGAGAAUCAGUACGGAUUCAACUCCACGUCUCUACACUUAGACGUCCAGUAUGCUCCAAAGCCUCCCUCUGUGUCAGUGAGUUCCUCUGGUGAGAUCAUGGAGGGCAGCUCGGUGACUCUGACCUGCAGCAGUGAUGCUAACCCAGCAGCUAACUACACCUGGUACAAGAGAAGUGGAGAUAAACAAGUUCAACGAAAAGCAUCAGGACAAAACUUCACCAUCACUGAUAUCACAGCUGAACAUGGUGGAAGUUAUCAGUGUGAGGCCCAGAACACACACGGACGUAGUAACAACACCUUACAUCUGACUGUUGUAGCAGUGUUACCUGCAUCGGCACUCAUUGGAUCAGCUGCUGCAGUUUUCCUCACUGUGACUCUCCUCUCCGUGUUCCUACUGAUCAGAAAAAAGAGAAACGCUCAUCAAUCUGCUGAUCCUGGGGACAGACUUGACCACAGUGAGCAGCGUCUACCCAAUCAGUCUGAGGAAAACUGUGACCUUAACUAUGCCAGUGUCCACUUCAUGAAGAGAGAGACGGAUCCCGUCUACUCCAACGUUGGAUCAGCUGAACCUAGCGAACACAAGGAGGCGGAGGAGGUCACGUACGCUUCUGUCAACUUUAACAGAUCUGCCCCGAGAACCAGAGGUCAGGACACUGGAGAGGAUCCAGCUGCAUUGUACAGCACAGUCAAAAAACCUCCUGCUGUUUAGACCAACGUCUGGAAAUCACCUGAGUCCCAACGGAAAUAUCUCAACAGCUGCGGGAUGGUUUUGAAUAGAAGUUCAUACAACUGUUCAUGGUCCCCACAGGAUGAAUCCUUCUUUGGUGAAAGACUCCAGCAUCAUUGUUGAAGUGAAUGUUCAGUUUUAAGUGACUUGUCUUGACAGCUCAUGGAUAAAUUGCCCGAGGAUGAAUCCAAACAACUUCGCUGACUCGACUUUUAUCUGAAAUAUAUCAGCAACUUGACGAAAUUGUUAAAAACGCCACAUUGAGCCCAAAUGAAAUCUUUCGAAUAUUUUAUAACUUGCAGCUUCAAACAUAUAAAUAUCUGCGGUGUGUGUCAGACGGUCGACAAACUGUUGACUUGUAAAUAACUUUUUUCUAUUCAUAAAAUUAUCAAAACAAGAAUUAUUAUUUAGUUGUAGUGUGGAGCUACUGCCACUAGAUGCUAGUAUAGUUUAUUGAUAGAAAACCAUGGAGUGGAUUCUGUCCCUUUCACUUCUUUCUAUUUCUACACUAUUGUUUCCAUCAUCAUCCGAUCAGGAGUUGAACUCGUUUCCUCUGAGGACUGGAGGGAGCACGUCUCAUGUGGAUGUGAGCUGCUACUGAUGUGAUGAACGCCUUGAAUGUGACCGUUAACACAAAGUGAACUGCUGACACCAGAUGAGCUGUGUUGCCUCUGGUGUCUGUUCAAAGUUUGCAUCAGGCCCAUUGAUUUCACUAUAGUGUUUUGUGGUGUUUCUCACAUCAGGUGUUAAACACAUGAAGAAGAAGGAGUUAGGUGUGUUUUAAUCCACCAUGUUCACACGGCGGCCAUUUUCCUCUGACGUCUCUCUCAGGGUGUGAAGCUUGAAUGUUGUUACGAACAGAAUAAUAUUGUACUGCUGUGAUCCAGGUUUAUAAGUUAUACAAAAAAUAUACUAUA
Molecule: messenger RNA, 1990 nt
Organism: Limanda limanda (common dab)
Lineage: Eukaryota; Metazoa; Chordata; Actinopteri; Pleuronectiformes; Pleuronectidae
Product: B-cell receptor CD22-like
Exons: 7
Coding region: 186-1055 (289 amino acids)
Source: RefSeq, a predicted model, not a curated record